Molecule: messenger RNA, 2014 nt
Organism: Cornus florida
Lineage: Eukaryota; Viridiplantae; Streptophyta; Magnoliopsida; Cornales; Cornaceae
Product: calmodulin-binding receptor-like cytoplasmic kinase 1
Exons: 6
Coding region: 303-1694 (463 amino acids)
Biological process (GO): protein phosphorylation
Molecular function (GO): ATP binding; protein kinase activity
Source: RefSeq, a predicted model, not a curated record
AAGAAAAGAAACGAAAUAGCUUCUGGAAUUCAUUGACUUGGUUAUUUAAUUUUAAAAAUAUUCUGCUAUUGGCAUCUGUUUCUCCUUCAACAUCCAAGAUUUGUAGGGUUUCAUUUAGCAAAGGAAUAUGGAUUACUUUGUUUGAAUUGGUCUCAUUCUUCAUAUAAACUAAUAGAUAAUAUGACAGCAUCAGAUAAUCUCACAUGGGUUUUCAGAGUUCUCCAGCAAAUGAUGUGAUCAAACUUGUUAUGUAAAAAAGAAAAAACAAGAAAAAGAAAAAAAAAGGCCUGCAAUCUCUGCAAAUGAAGAAUGCAGCAAGUCCUCAGAUCAACCGAUCAAACCAGAGGAAACAAGACUCCAAUGGCGUCGCCAUCGGCAGCUACACAAACAAGAGCCAUCAGAGAACUCACACUGUCUUCAAUUACAUCAAAGCAGCAGCCAAGAAAGUGGGCGGAGUUUUCACCAUCUUCCUCUUUUGGUCGAGAAAGGCCGCCUGCAACAGACCUAAAACUGAUGCUACCAAACAUCAUGGUCAACUUAGCGGAGAUUCAUUUUUCUGUGAACUGCCUGCAGUUCCAAGAGAUAAUUCUUCAGGAAGCAACAGUGGGAGUUCAUCAAAAUUUAAGUACUCUAAUUCAUAUCGAUCUUCCACGACCACAGGAGGACAGGUGGGAAAUUUUUAUUUCUCUAUUGAAGAAAUUUUCAAGGCGACCGAAAAUUUCUCUGCAGUAAAUAAAUUAGGGGAGGGAGGGUUUGGAACUGUAUACAAGGGGAAGCUCAAGAAUGGAUCUUUUGUUGCUGUAAAGCGCGCUAAGAAGGACUUGUACGACAAGCGCUUCUCAGAGUUUAAGAAUGAAGUACAUACCUUAUCGAAGAUUGAGCAUCUAAACUUGGUGAGGUUAUUUGGUUAUCUGGAACACGGAGAAGAGCGGAUUAUUGUGGUUGAAUAUGUUGCCAAUGGAACACUUCGGGAACAUUUAGAUGGGAUACGCGGAAAUGGGCUAGAAAUCUCAGAACGUCUGGACAUUGCCACUGAUGUAGCUCAUGCGGUUACCUACCUGCACAUGUACACAGAUCUUCCAAUAAUUCACAGAGACAUAAAAUCAUCAAACAUCCUCAUUACAGAGAAACUCCGUGCCAAAGUGGCAGACUUUGGAUUUGCACGAAUGGCGGUAGAAGAUUCAGGUGCAACUCAUAUUUCAACACAAGUCAAAGGCACAGCAGGCUACUUGGAUCCCGAAUACCUAAGGACAUAUCAACUUACUGAAAAGAGUGAUGUUUACUCGUUUGGAGUAUUGCUCAUAGAACUGGUGACAGGAAGAUUACCCCUUGAACCAAAGAGACCGCCCAAAGAGAGAAUAACAGCAAGAUGGGCAAUGCAGAGACUGAAAGAAGGUGACACAGUAUUGGCAAUGGAUCUAAGACUGCGAAGAAGUCCAGCGUCCAUUGAGGCAGUGGAAAAGGUCCUCAAACUUGCUCGACAAUGCCUUGCACCUUCAAGACAAUCAAGACCUUCCAUGAAGAAAUGCGCCGAGGUGUUGUGGGCAAUUCGAAAAGAUUUCAAAGAUAGAAGUGUUUCCAUUGCAUCUACUUCUCAUCAGUCUGCAAAUGUUGUAGAGAGAGAUGCAAGAAAGGGUCGCUACAAGCAAUUUGGGAUUGAAGAUACUGAGAGCUAUACAUUUCGUUCUGCAUGAAAAGUGACUUUUGGGGUUAAUUGAUGAAUUGUCUAUUCUAUAUGUUGUAUAUUCAUUAUAUUCAGAACUCAAAAUACAGGGGUUUUGCUGGAGGCAGUUAGUGGUGGAUACUCCUUGCUCUGUUUUCAAUCCCCACAGCUUAGAAAUUGUUCGGACGCAACUAAACUCAGUUCGGGGUUAGCAAGAAGGCUCAGAUCAUGCACUCAUGUAACAUAUUAUUUUUUUAUUUUUUAUUUUAUCAAUAGAAAACUUGUCAACAGAACAAAGAAGCAAUGUGUUCACAAGUUGAGCCUAAUAUAAGUUGUGCUUUCAGAAGUGUA